AUGUUGACAAGACCACCCUCUCCUACGCCGCCUCUUUGGACUCAAAGGAGACCUCAACCUUCAAGGCGCCCAAUACUCCUGGCUCAGCAGUUGCUUCUACUUCUGCUGGCUGGUCUGGGCCAUUCCAUCCAACCUUCUCAUGCAGCGCAGCCCACCGGCAUACUACCUCGCGUUCACAUCUCCAUGUGGGGAGCUCUCCUGAUGCUCCAGGCAGUGGUCCACAACUUCGGUAGUCUUCUUGUCCUUCGCGUACUAUCAGGUGCCUUUGAGGCCAUUGCUGACCCGGCAUCUAUGCUAAUCACGUCCAUGUACUAUACUCGCGCGGAACAGCCGUCACGAAUCUCGGCCUGGUACGCAUGGAAUGGUAUUGGCGUAGCUGGCGGUGGUCUGCUCGGCUAUGCAAUCGGCCACAUCAAAGGGGCCCUAGCAUCCUGGCGCCUCGAAUUCGCCAUCAUUGGCGCCCUCUGCGCCUUCUGGGGCAUUGUCCUCUGUCUCAUGUUGCCCAACUCCCCGCGCACAUCCGGGGCUUCUCGCACGACGAAAAACUGA
Messenger RNA from Metarhizium acridum CQMa 102, 549 nucleotides. RefSeq lists its product as uncharacterized. Gene Ontology annotation, biological process: transmembrane transport. NCBI's taxonomy places the organism in Eukaryota, Fungi, Ascomycota, Sordariomycetes, Hypocreales, Clavicipitaceae. Gene Ontology annotation, cellular component: membrane. The record is from RefSeq and is a predicted model, not a curated record. Gene Ontology annotation, molecular function: transmembrane transporter activity.